GUGCGAACACUGAAAAGUAUCACUAAAAAGUGCAAGUGAAAUUCUCUAGACAAACUUAAUUACUAUAUUUUUAUACAAUUAUGGUAGUGUUAGACGGUGAAGCUGGAGAUGCGAAGGCCCUAGGUACUGGAGAAACUGAGAAGGAAGAAGCGAAACCCCCAACUCUUCUUACUUUAGAAAUCUUCCGGCUGACGAAGGACGCACAGCAGCAGCAUGGGUUGCGGCACGCCGACUACCAGCGCUACCGCGGCUACUGCUCGCGCCGCAUCCGUCGCCUUAGAAAAGUGCUCAAAAUACCGCAAGGUGACCGUCGCCACUACCGGCGGCGCGACGUGACGACAGUGCACGUAUCGGGCCCGAAGGCCGAGCCGCGUCUGCUCUGCGUGCCGCUGCUGCAGGCCGAGCGCGCCUGGGCCCACGCCAUGCAGCUCCGACAGGAAGCCAACACCGAGCCCAGGAAGAAGUUCCACCUCGUUUCUAGGCUGAAGAAGGCUUAUGCACACUCGCAGUCGCUGCUGGAGCUGUGUGAGAGUGGUGUAUGCGACGCCCGCACGCAGCUGGAGGCAGGCGCGUACGCGGCCUGGCUGAGCGGCGUGCUGCUGGUGGAGCUGCAGCAGUGGCGCGGCGCGGCCGAGAGCCUGCAGCGCGCGCAGCUCGUGCUCGAGAACCUGUGCGCCGCCCUCAACGAGGAGGAGCGCACCGUGUACAAGCAGAAGGUGGAAGAACUGAAGCCUAGCCUGCGUUACUGCGCGUACAACAUCGGCGACCAGUCAGCGGCGGGCGACCUCGUGGCCAUGCGCGGGCAGGGCCUCAUCGAGAACCUGGAUACGCUGAUGGCUCAAGCCAAGGAGUCCCGGUCGGGCGUGAUGCACGAGGUGGAGUGGCGCGGGCGGCGCGUGACGGUGCGGCCGCAGAAGGCGCGCAUGUUCCUCAUCACGCUGCAAGACCUAGACAAGUCCGCCGCCGCCGCGCCCUCCACCGAGGCCAAGAUCGACAUCCUCGACAACAUACUCAUCGACGUCAAGGACGCCAUUUCCGCCAUCAAGGACGAGAUCAAGAACGACCCCAAACUCAAAACCACCGAGGGCACCCAGUCCGGCAUCUACUAUCUUCUCUCGUAUCUGAUGUAUCUUCGUCUCAUGCGCACCAUCGAGAGGAACAACCUCUUGGUUCAACAAGCCGAGACCGCGCGCAAGAAUAACACUCAGAUAGACGGAAAGAAAGUCCGUCCUCAAGACUUGACGAGGCUCUACGAGAUCAUUCUUCAGAACUUCAAUGAGCUUCAACAACUCCCUGGCUUUGAGAAUGACGCGGCGUACCAGCAGGAAAUAGAAAUCCAGAUGAAGGCGUACAAGGCCUUCCGGUGCUACUACAUCGCCCAGGUGUUGACCGGGCUCCGGCGCUUCAGGGAAGCGCUGGCCAUGCUCGAACGCUGCAGCACAUACACUGUCGAAUCCAUCGCUAGCAAACUCGACGAUAAACAGUUGCGAGAAAAAUUGGAAACCCUGAAGAAAGACAUUGAAAGCUGCAAGUUUGAAGUGCACGCCGAUUCGGUGCUCGAAGACGACGACGAGGAGGAAGAAAAAUACACCUCUAGCGGCAAACCGUACAAAGAUAAGAAGCCUCUGGUGGACCGCUUGGACGAGUAUCGCGAGGACACUCAAGUGUUGACCAAGAACCCUAACAUCUUCAGGAUGCCGCCGCCUAUGGAGGCGAUUCCUUGCAAGCCGCUGUUCUUCGACCUGGCGUGCAACUUCAUCGAGUUCCCGAACCUGGAGGACAAGACGGGCGCGGCCGACAGCAAGAAACAGGGCGCCGGCAUCACGGGCCUGGUUAAGGGGUUCUUGGGCUGGGGUAAAAGCGACAAGUAGGGGGUUUUAUACGCAUUUUAUUUGGUUGUUCAUAAGCGGCAAAAUAUAUGUAUCUGUAUGAA
This is a messenger RNA of Cydia amplana, 1933 nucleotides long. It is a transcript of the gene Srp68, whose product is annotated as signal recognition particle subunit SRP68. Lineage: Eukaryota; Metazoa; Arthropoda; Insecta; Lepidoptera; Tortricidae. Gene Ontology annotation, molecular function: signal recognition particle binding; 7S RNA binding; endoplasmic reticulum signal sequence receptor activity. Gene Ontology annotation, biological process: SRP-dependent cotranslational protein targeting to membrane. The transcript is spliced from 6 exons. Gene Ontology annotation, cellular component: signal recognition particle, endoplasmic reticulum targeting. The record is from RefSeq and is a predicted model, not a curated record. The coding region runs from base 81 to 1871 and encodes 596 amino acids.